AAUAACAAUUAUGACUCUCCACUUUUUAUUUUUAUUGCUGGAUUGAAAAAGAUGAUUCUGUACAAUGCCUACACCAGGAGGAUAUUAUUCUACAAAUAAGGGCCCAGCGUGACAUUUAUGAGAAAGCCAGGGUCCUUCUGUGCAAAACUGAUUGGUGCUCAGCCAAUGGGCUCCAAGGCAUUGCAAAUAAAGGUACCUUUUCCACUGGGCCUGAUCAGAAGCAGGGCAGAGUGUUGCUUCUGCCUAUGAAACUUCAGGAAAUGCUCCAACUCCUGUCCUAGCAGACUACAUCUGAGGUCAACAAAGAGAAACUGGGCUUUGAAGAUGAAGCACUUUGUUCCUCAAUUCCCUUCCAUCUUGGCCAUCUAUUGCUUCUGCAUGGUACAGAUUCCCUCUUCAGGAUUUCCUCGACCUCUAGCUGAUCCCCCAGAUGGCUUGGAUAUCAUGCAGCUUGAGCGGCUGGCAUAUUGGGCAGCUCUUUCUAGGCAACCUAAGGAUGAUCAAGACAUAUACAAAAGGUUUUUAUUUCACUACUCCAGAACUCAGAAGCCGAUACAUCCAGUUAAAAGUGGGUUUCCUCCUGUGCACCCGUUAAUGCGCAUGGCUGCGCAGCUCGCCAACCAGAAGGUGAAAAGAUUUCUGCAACAGCGUGAUUCGGGGACUGCUGCAGUGGAUUUCACCAAGAAGGAUCACACUGCCACCGGGGGACGACCAUUUUUCCUUUUCAGGCCAAGGAACGGAAGAAACACUGAAGAUAACACUCAGUAGGACAGUCCGAGAAUUCAGUGACAAAGAGAAACUGGAUCAGAUAAAGAAAUUGGGCAAUUAUUUUGAACACAUGUCAACUUUCUGUGAGAGAUAAAAGAUAAUUCUCUUGCUCUGUAUUCACUAGAAUAUUCAGUUGUAUAAAAAAUAAACAGCAU
Molecule: messenger RNA, 923 nt
Organism: Enhydra lutris kenyoni (northern sea otter)
Lineage: Eukaryota; Metazoa; Chordata; Mammalia; Carnivora; Mustelidae
Product: neuromedin S
Exons: 10
Coding region: 325-768 (147 amino acids)
Source: RefSeq, a predicted model, not a curated record